Mercurialis annua (annual mercury) is the source of this 1297-nucleotide messenger RNA. Its product is annotated as omega-amidase, chloroplastic-like. Gene Ontology annotation, molecular function: omega-amidase activity. NCBI's taxonomy places the organism in Eukaryota, Viridiplantae, Streptophyta, Magnoliopsida, Malpighiales, Euphorbiaceae. Gene Ontology annotation, cellular component: mitochondrion. The record is from RefSeq and is a predicted model, not a curated record. Bases 24 to 1121 code for a protein of 365 amino acids. Gene Ontology annotation, biological process: oxaloacetate metabolic process; L-glutamine metabolic process. The transcript is spliced from 10 exons.
AGAAAGCAAGUAGAAAAACAAAGAUGAAAUCAGCAACAACACUGUUCACCACUAAACAUUUCAUUUUCAGCCCCAAAUUCAUCAUUCCUCAUCACCAUCUUCAUCAAUCUCUGCAAUUAUUUCCCUCAAAACCUAACAAUUUCAACAAACAGUUCUUCAAAUUCAACAAUUCAACCCGAUCAACAGCAACAAUGUCAGCUCUAGCAUUUAAACCUGAACAAGCACGAUCACCGCCUGCUCUCCCUCUACCUACUCCUCUUAUCUCCAAGUUCAAAAUCGGCCUCUGUCAAUUACGCGUUACACCGGACAAAAUCAAAAACAUCGCUCACGCUCGCUCUGCUAUCGAAGAAGCCGCCGGAAAAGGCGCUAAGCUUGUUCUCUUACCUGAAAUAUGGAAUAGUCCGUACUCGAAUGAUAGUUUUCCAGUUUAUGCUGAGGAUAUAGAUGCAGGCUACGAUGCCUCUCCUUCGACAGCUAUGCUUUCGGAAGUAGCUCGUGUUUUGAACAUUACUAUAGUUGGUGGUUCUAUUCCUGAACGUUCUGGUGAUCGGUUGUUUAAUACUUGUUGUGUUUUUGACACUAAAGGAAAAUUGAUUGCUAAGCACCGUAAGAUACAUCUUUUUGAUAUUGAUAUUCCGGGGAAGAUUACAUUUAUUGAGUCCAAGACUUUAACUGCUGGGGAGACUCCUACAAUUGUCGACACAGAAGUUGGUCGUAUUGGUAUUGGUAUCUGUUAUGACAUCAGGUUUCAGGAACUGGCAAUGAUAUAUGCUUCAAGAGGUGCUCACUUAAUUUGCUACCCCGGGGCAUUUAACAUGACAACUGGACCUUUACACUGGGAGUUGCUGCAGAGAGCAAGGGCAGCAGAUAAUCAAUUGUAUGUAGCAACUUGUUCGCCUGCUCGAGAGGUUGGAGCUGGUUAUGUGGCCUGGGGCCAUUCCACGCUAGUAGGACCGUUCGGAGAAAUUCUAGCUACUACCGAGCAUGAGCAGGAUAUUAUCAUAGCAGAGAUUGAUUAUUCCUUGAUUGAACUUAGAAGGACGAACCUUCCGUUGACAAAGCAACGGCGUGGUGAUCUGUACCAGUUGGUGGACAUUCAGAGGCUGAACUCUCACUCAUGAUCACAUUUCUGCAAAAGAAAGUAGUUAACUGAAAUAGUAAUGAUCUGUUGGAAAUAUCAGCUAUGUUGUGUAAGAUUGUCUUAUGUAAUAAAAGUGGAAUUUUAUUGCCAGAGCUCAUAAUUGCUGAGUACAUGUACUUAAUUUUGGUGCUUCAACCAACAAAGCUUCAUGCCUUA